Diachasma alloeum is the source of this 972-nucleotide messenger RNA. RefSeq lists its product as uncharacterized. The record is from RefSeq and is a predicted model, not a curated record. The transcript has a single exon. Lineage: Eukaryota; Metazoa; Arthropoda; Insecta; Hymenoptera; Braconidae. The coding region runs from base 1 to 972 and encodes 323 amino acids.
AUGGUAGCGUUGGACGUGGUUUUGCUGAAGAGCGGCGACGAACCGACUUUCAUGAGAGGAGAUGCGACAUCGAUUGUGGACCUUACAUUCAUGAGUAGCACUCUUGCAAAGGAGAACUGCUCAUGGAGAGUAACGAACAUUGAGACGGCAAGUGACCACUGCGCGAUUCCGUGGCAGGCAAAUAUUGACCAGAGAACCGCCCUAACACCAAAGAAGACCAACGGCAUUGGCUGGAGGGNUAAUUACACUGUUGACAUGACCUUUGAAACGAUCCGCUGUUGGAUGGACACAGUGGGCCUGAAGCUGGCGGAACACAAGACAGAGGCGGUGUUGAUCACCAGCAGAGAGGAAAUAGAGACGAUAUCGCUGCAGGUCGUGUCCUGUGAAAUUACCUCCCAGCCGUACAUACGAUGNGUUGAUCCUAGCUCCUUUUCAGCAGCGUUGGACGAUCGCCCGAUCAGUGGUAGCAAUGCCACUGAGAAGCUACAAAAUGUCAUGAGAAGACUGACGGAAGUUUGCGAUGCAAUCAUGACCAGAAAGCGGGCCACAAAUCGGCACCCACCGGUGUACUGGUGGAAUGAAACCAUUGCCACCCUGCGAAAAGAGUGUAAUGCAGCGCGGAGACGGUCGCAGCGUGGCCGCAAGAAGCCGAAUUCCGAGGAGUUGCANGAGGAAAUAGAGACGAUAUCGCUGCAGGUCGUGUCCUGUGAAAUUACCUCCCAGCCGUACAUACGAUGUGAUGGGUUGAUGAUUGAUGCUCAACUCAAUUUUAAGCAGCAAACCGAGCACGUGGGUGCCAAGGCGUCUGCAGNUAGUACAAAGCAAUCUUGGAGGGAACCCCUUGCUGAUGUGGAAAGCGAUACGUGGGGUGGACCAUACAAGGAGGUAAUGUCGAGACUGAAUAGUCAGCCAAUGCCGUCACCAACGUAUCCUGUGCUGAUGGAAAAAAUCGUCACGGUGUUGUUCCCGUAA